Messenger RNA from Staurois parvus, 324 nucleotides. Lineage: Eukaryota; Metazoa; Chordata; Amphibia; Anura; Ranidae. The record is from the annotation of a GenBank genome assembly.
CCUGGCAGCAGCAUGAGGAGGCGGUACAGGGGCCCAUGGCAGAGUGGCAGAGCGUAAGCAGCUAAAAUUGAAGGCCAUACAGAGGCCUAUGUUAAAAAGUCCCCCCAGCAGCAGCGUGGGGAGACGACUAUCAAGAGUUCAAUUGAAGCAGAAGCAGCUUCAAUUGAAGGCCAUACACAGGCCUAGGUUUAAAAAGACACACAGAGAUGGCUUGGGAACAAGCAUGAAUGAGUGCCCUCAGAGCAAGCAGCUUGCUGUGGGGGCACUCGGCAGGGGGUGAGAAGCCAGGAGCUCCAGCUGAGGACUCAAGAAGAGGAGGAUCAG